AGGUACCAGCAGGUGCCGGUGGUCCUGGUGGGCAACAAGGUGGACCUGGAGGACGAGAGGGAGGUGUCCCCCAGUGAGGGCCAGGCGCUGGCGGAGGACUGGGGCUGUCCUUUCCUGGAGACAUCGGCCAAGAGCAAGACGAUGGUGGACGAGCUGUUCGCCGAGAUCGUGCGGCAGAUGGACUUCUGCCCUCUGCCCGACCGGAGAGAAACCUGCUGCCCCGCCUGCAGCAUCCAGUAGAGGCCCGACGGGUGGAUGGGGGGUAGAAGUUAGCUUGAGAAGAGUGUUGCGGGGCAAAUCCACUCGUCUUCUAGUCCUUUCAGUAUCGACAAAUAUUUAGAGGAAAGGUUUCACUUGACAGAAGAAGCAACACCUGACCUCCAACUUCCCAUCAGUAUCCUGUUGAUGGAGUCGAUUUCCAGGGUUUCCCUAAAGCCAUCAGCCAAGAGGAUCACGGUGCUGAAACCAAGCAGCCACAGGUCCCAACAAAGAUGGCUGCUUGCUCUGCGUUUAUUUCUCCUUUUUUUAGCACUUUUUGGGACAUUUGACAGUGCAAGAGCCUUCACCUGUACGUUGAACACCACUGUGAACGCAGUUGCACUGGAAGUCCACUAGGAAUCAAGAUGAAUGUCUUACCAAGAAAUGAAGCCCUGCACCUUUGGGGGAUCGGCUCCCAAACGCUGACAUGUGCUGUGGAUGACGCGUGCGCGGCGGCGACCUGUAGCACCGACACCAGGACAAUCAGUCCCACCCAAAGAGUCCAUCAGGCGGCCCCGUCGCUCACGCACGGACGCUCUUCACUCUUCAGAUGCAAACGCCUUGUUACUUUGAAUGAACGUCUGUGUCCGUCUACAUGUGUUGGUGGUCUGAUGUCAGAAAACACUUAUUUUCAAUAAAACUUUAUGCACAAGCG
This is a messenger RNA of Oryzias melastigma (Indian medaka), 913 nucleotides long. Its product is annotated as ras-related protein Rap-2a-like. Gene Ontology annotation, cellular component: plasma membrane. Gene Ontology annotation, biological process: negative regulation of cell migration; Rap protein signal transduction. Lineage: Eukaryota; Metazoa; Chordata; Actinopteri; Beloniformes; Adrianichthyidae. The record is from RefSeq and is a predicted model, not a curated record. Gene Ontology annotation, molecular function: GDP binding; GTP binding; GTPase activity.